Messenger RNA from Stylonychia lemnae, 1416 nucleotides. The record is from the annotation of a GenBank genome assembly. Lineage: Eukaryota; Ciliophora; Spirotrichea; Sporadotrichida; Oxytrichidae.
AUGCAACUAGAUAACUAUAACAACUAAAAUUUUAUGAGAAGCAAACUUCAAAAUAUCAUCCAGAAAGCCCAGAAUAAUUCAAUUGAAUAUUCUCCAGAGCAAGCUAGCAAUUAAAGAAUAAUAAUAAGGAAGAACUUUUAAAGGGUGAGGAUCCCUCCAAGAUUGGACUCAUCGGUUGAAAUAUUUCUAAAAGAAUCAAUUCCUAAUGGCAGAAAUAAUAACAAUCAAUUCACAAGUGUUGAGAGUGACAAAAAUGAAAGCUUCGCUAUUAACUCUCCACUUUACAAAGGCAAUCAAAGUUUAUACUCGACUCAGGUUAGCAGAGUUAAUGCUAAUUAUGGUGGUAUACCUACAAUGCCAAAGAAAUACUAAACUCCAAAUAUAAUGCAGAAUAACCAUAAGCCAUCAAGCUCACAAGAUUGGGUGUAUGUUAAGGAGAGUAGCCCAAAUUCUCGUGAUGCAGAUCAGAGCUAAUAUUUUGAAAAGACCUACCAGAAAUAGGAUUUAGAUCGAUUUAAUCCCAAGUAAACGUUGGUAUAUUCACCAUAAAAUAAAAUUGGAACUCCAUUUAGGGAACAAUCUAGCAAUUCUAGAUCUCCAAAUCCUUUGCCUCAUCCAAGCUAUUUCAACGUCCAGUAAUCUGGUAUGAUGGCAAGUACAUUAGAAUUAAUAAAGUAAAAGCAAGAUACAUUAAAAGAUAAGUUCAGUAAUGGCUUGCUUAGUAAACUAUAACAAUAAAUAUAAGAUAAAAAGCUUGUUGUGAAGAAGAUAAAUUUUAAAGCAAAGGAGGACAUAGAAAAAGAAGAGGAGGAAAAUAAAAAUUAAUUAUUGAGAAAGUUAACAACAAUGAAAUCUGAUAAUAGCCAGUAGCCACUCAGAAGAAUGAAUGUAGUAAGAAUCUAGACUGGUUAGUAGUAGAUUAUUGAUCAGAAAACCUUGAACUAGAUGAGUUCAUAGAAGAUCUUAGACGAUGGAGAUGAUUUAAUGUCUGAAAAUCUAAUUUCAAGCUCAGAUGAUGAGAAAAAAAUCAAGAGAAAGUAGAGUAAUGAUAUCAACAAUUUAAGUAAACUCAAGAACCCUCUGUUGAAAGCUAUACUUUAGAACCACAAUAGCCAAAAGACAACACCUUAAUAUGCUAAAAAUUCAGCAACAUAAAUUCAUGAUGAAAAUAGAAAUACACCAAACAUCAGCUAAAACUAGUCUUCUAUUUAAAACACCUAAAAUCGUAGCAUCAAAGACUUGCUUAGUUAGAAUUUAAAUACGAGAGUCUAAUUACUAAAGCAAAACAAGUUUUAGGAGCUACAAAAAGAUUAUCAGAUUUAUGAGAGAAAGGAAAAGGUUUAGGGCAUGGCUUUUGAACGUAAAAUUCACACAACUUUGACGUAAAGAACUUGCUAUCUUCCAUUAUUUCUUUGA